Prunus armeniaca (apricot) is the source of this 738-nucleotide messenger RNA. NCBI's taxonomy places the organism in Eukaryota, Viridiplantae, Streptophyta, Magnoliopsida, Rosales, Rosaceae. The record is from the annotation of a GenBank genome assembly.
AUGGUGCUUAGUAUGACUCGAAAAGUCACCAUGGACGAUGAAGUUGUAGCACAAGUCUUCCGACAGCCAUCAAGGUCCUCUUUUUCCUCGGUUUCUAAUAAUUUCCAGUUUCUAGGUUUGGACUUGAGGAAAUGUAAGAGGGUUUGGGGUGUGAGAGAUAGGUUUUUUAUAUGGGUUUUGAGGAAGUUGAGGAGGUGGGUGUGGUUAGAAGUUGGGGAGAGAGUGAGGGGGUUCGCUCCAAUAGUGGGGAAAGUGAAACAAAUUGUUGGGUCUACCCUUUCGGAUUCGAAGGAGGAUGGGUCUACUCUUGUUUCUAAUUUUGUGUCAGAUAAGUCAGCGACGAAGAAUGCAAAGAUGUAUGAUGAAGAUGGCCUUACAGGUGGUCAUGCGAUCAUGCUUGGAGCUGACUCUUUAAGCAAAGCUGCAGCUAUUGAAGCUAUGCAUGCCUAUCCUGAUGGGUCUAUGUAUGUAUUCAACAAUGAGCAAAUGGACCUUGAAAGGCUUAAAGACCUUGUUUCUGUUGUUGGAAAAGAUAGGCUUGUUUUAAACCUUAGCUGCAUAAAGAGGGAAGGCAAAUAUGCAAUUGUUAUAGAUAGAUGGCAAAAGUUCAUUGAUGUGUAUCUUGAUGAGGAAAUAUUGGAUUUUCUUGCUAACUAUGUAGACGAAUUUCUAGUUUAUGGUGUUGAUGUUGAAGGGCAAAAGUACUAUGUAAAAAGUCAUGUUAGAAUCAACAUAUGA